AGAGAGAGAGAGAGAGAGAGACACACACACAGAGAUAGAGAGAGAGAGAGAGAGAUGCCGUUUUCUUAAAUUAACGAAGAGCCCACAAUUUCCUUUCAAGUUCUCCAGUCCACACGCGACAGAGGUGGCAAAACAUCCCCCCAGGUUUGGAUGAGAUGUCCUAUCUGAAACCCCUAGGCAGGCAGCUUGAACGUUUUGACGGACUCUCGCUCAUUUACUGGACAUUGAUGGGGCCAUAUGGCGUUGACCGAGCUGUGCAUUCCAUGCACUUUACAGACUGUGAGAAUGGCUUGGGAAUUAAAGUUAUUGGUGGAGUCAAGGAAUUAACUGGUGAAGAAUAUGGAGUCUAUGUGAAAAGAAUUUUACCAGGGGGCCUUGCUUCAGUUGAUGGACAUCUUCAGCCAGGUGAUCAGAUCUUAGAAGUAAAUGGAGAAAGCUUGAUUGGAGUUACAAGUGACAGAGCUGUCGAUAUUCUUCGUUCAGCUUCUGCUACUAAUCACAUGCGCCUUCUUGUAGCAAGAGAUGAAGAGGCAAGGAGAGAGUUUGCUGAAUUGCUAGAGAAAUAUGGCUCAAGUGGCAGUGCUGGCUCUUCACGGAACUCCCCAAUUCAACAAAGUGGAACUGGAAGAUAUUUGGAGAGCUCCUCAUCUGGAUCUUCUUCAAGGUCGCAGAGCCCUCUUCUUUUAAGCCCUGCUAACUCUCACUGUGCUUUUAAUGGAAAUAAUGGAUCAAUACUGCGUUCUGCCAGUCAUCAGCCUGAGAGUGUAAUUCAGUUGAUCUCCAUUCCAAGGAGUUCUGGGCUUGGGAUCAUGAUCAGUGGAGGUUCAAAUAAGCCUGAUGGGCCAGCAGUAUUUAUACAAGAAAUCUUACCUGGUGGUGACUGCCAUAAGGAUGGCAGACUCAGACCAGGAGAUCAGUUAAUUGCAAUUAAUAAGGAAUCUUUAAUAGGGGUCACAAGUGAGGAGGCAAAAAGUAUGCUAAGCAAGGUCAAGUUCAGACAAGAAGAAACAGUGGAGAUAGCAUUCCUUCCUGGUAAAAGUCCCUUACCAGUCAGUAACUCUGUGCAAAAUGGCAUCCAAAGAAAUGGCUACAGUGCCAGCAAAUUAAAGGUUUAUGCACGAACUCCUGAGGGCAAACAGGAUGAUCCAACACCAGUGCCUUUAUCAUCUCCUGACGUCUGUCCUGUGGAGCUCACUGCCUCAGGGUCAAACACAUCAUUGAAUACUAAAGCAGCCAAAGGAAGCAAACAAAAGGUCUCUCUGGAUCCUCACAUACGAUUAAAAGCAGACAAGCUUGACUUGGCGCUGAGUUACCUUGGUUUUGAUGUCACAGAAGAGAAAAAGAAGAAACUGAGACAUAGUCUGGUAACUGAUCCACAAGGAACAAUAGCGUUUGGUGAUUUUGAAGAUGCUGUGCGAGAUGUUCUUCAUGAUAGAGUAGAAGAAGCGGGUCUGGCCAGCACUCCUUUUUCGUUUUCAUAUCAUGAAGCUGCCAAUUUAAUGGAUACAUCUGCAUUUCAUUCUCCCACAUUUGAAUCAGUCAGCUCUUACAACACGGAGGACCUCAGACAGUUUCAGUCGGAAGUCACACAGCUACAGCAUCAGAUCAGAAAGCUGAAGGUGCUUCUGAAAGACACCCAGCACAGUAAAAAAAACUUGGAAGAGGAACUCCAAAAAACCUGUCAGAAAACGUCUGCUACAGUUGCUGAGAAUAACAAUCUGAAGUGCAAACUGAAGAAGGCUGAAGCUGUUCAGAGACAAAACAACAGUGCUGAGCAGGAUUAUGAGGAGGUUAUCCAGCUCCUAGAAGCAGAAAUCAAAGAUUUAAAGGCCGAACUUGCAGCAGCAAAACCCCAAAAAUGCUCAGAAGCCACAAAAGAGGAUGUCACUGAGCUGAAACGACGGCUUUCUGUCAUUGACUGCCAGUUACGGAAAUCGGAGCUCACUCGGAAGCACCUUGAGAUCUCAAAUAAGAAGCUGCUUAUGUUUGCUCAGAAUGUGCAUCGGGUGUUGACAUCUUCUAGUUUAUUUAAAACUGAAGACAGCUUGAAUAUACAGAUAUCAGAUUCAAUGGCGGAGGGCAGCCUUAGUGACCCACCAUUACCUCCACACCCGGCUGGCCUCCUAGCAGCAGAAGCUAAAGAAUUAGUAGAGCACGCAGGUUCCAUCAGCUCCAGUCAAAGAAACAAUAUGCUCAAAACAUCCUUAAACCUUAGAAGGAGCACAGCACAUUGGACUGUCUGGUCUGAAGCUUCUGACAUCAAUUGAGAACCAACCCCUCCAUCAGACAUUACAAACUGGACCUUAAGAGAAUAAACAGUUCCUGGCUCCUUUAAUACCCUUUGAAUCUGCAAGAGCAAGGAUGGAGAUCUGAGAGAUGAUGAGCUGUGCUACUGAGAGGAAUUCUGUUCUUCACCCUUUACCUUUGAACACCUUCAAAUGAGAGACACAUGCUUGUUUCAAAACAACUGUUGUGUCUGGUUUGUAUAACAAUUAUCGCAAGAGCCAAAAUUGUUUGGUCUCUCUAGGAUGAACUCAUUGCUGUCAUGGAAGUGAAAUGGAAUACCGGCUUCCAUAAUGGAAGUGAGAGGGUGAGAAAAAUUUGCAAGAAACAGCUUGCCACUCCUUCCUUUCUAUUACCGUUUAAUGUGCCGAGUCCUUGUGCACCACCAAAAGUCUCCGAGUACCUCUUCUUAUGUUUUUAAAUGAUUCAAAUUGCCAUAUCUAAGCAGGAAGCCUAGAGAUCUGACACUCUGUUUGUGUUUCUUGAGUACUGUAGAAUUACAGCUUGGAGAAAAGGUAAGAUGGCUAACUUCAGCUUCGCAGGAAAGAACACUACACACUCUCUCCGACUGUCCAGAACCUCCAGUGAGAAGCCAAAACCAAGAGAAAGAGUGAUGAGUAUAAAAGGGCCUCAAAAAGCACAGAACUCCACACAUUUUGGACAGGUUGGUGAACCAAAGAGGAGCAGGGGUGAUUCGUAUCCUACUGUCUUUAACUAGAAGUGACAGACUGUGGGAUUCUUGUUGCCUAAUAUCCUUUUACAAAAGAAAAAGGAUUUUGGGAAAUACAUCAAUAAGUAAAAAUCCACUGCAUUGGUGAUGAACUUAGCAACAAGGUCAGUGAACAUUAGUAAACAUACAUUAUACAGUACAUGGAAUAAAUCGGGAUUAUUGCACAUUUGUUAUUAAUGCAUAUGUCAAGUGCUCUGAGAUUUUGUAUAACUCACAGCAGCUGUUUUAAAAAAGAACUGAGAAAAGUACUGUACAUUUAGCCAUGGAUUUUAUGUCCAGUUUACUGAUUCCUAGCAUGCAUUCUAUGUGUGGCCUGAAUUUCUUUUGUAUUAAAGAGCUAUGAAGAGUA
This is a messenger RNA of Polypterus senegalus (gray bichir), 3362 nucleotides long. Its product is annotated as syntaxin-binding protein 4. Gene Ontology annotation, molecular function: protein binding. Lineage: Eukaryota; Metazoa; Chordata; Cladistia; Polypteriformes; Polypteridae. The record is from RefSeq and is a predicted model, not a curated record. The coding region runs from base 156 to 2267 and encodes 703 amino acids. The transcript has 22 exons.